AUGGCAGAGGAAACGAAGGCCACCGAGGCUGUUCCCCAGUUCGGCUUCAAAAAGCGCUCCAGCAAGGCCAAAGCCAACUUUCGCAAGAAGCCCGCCACGCCACCUCCGGCCUCCGACUCCGAUUUUACCUCCUCCGAUGACGAAGAAGGCCGGCGCAUUAAGAGGAGGCGCAAGAAUGUCGCAGUGACUGCUUCAUCCGCUACCAAUGCCGCUCGAAAAGAGACCUCCGCCGAGCAACCCUCCGCCGGUCCCGCUCCAUUGACAUCGAGCAACGACGCAACCAAGAGCGCCAACUGGCACGAUGAAGACUUGAGCGCCAAGAACCUACUCGGCUCGACACGAGCGCGCCCUCGGGAGUCUCAGGAGGCAGCUGGGCUAGAUGGCACGUAUAAGGGCGCCGCCAAUUACACAUCCUUUAUCCAGAAGAACCCAGAUGCGCCGACAAAACAGUUCGGUCCGAUCAAAGCGCCUACCAACGUGCGCACGGUGACGGUGAUGGAUUUUGCGCCCGAUGUGUGUAAGGACUACAAGCAGACAGGAUUCUGUGGUUUCGGUGAUUCCUGCAAAUUUCUUCACGCACGAGAAGACUAUAAGCAAGGAUGGGAACUCGAUCGCGACUGGGAGGUCGGCACCAAUGGCAAGAAAUUGGUUGGGCGCGUCGUAUCACAGCGCAAAGGUGCAGGCAUGGCCGAGGAGGAGGACGACGAUGAGGACGAAUUACUGGAAAGCAUUCCGUUUGCCUGCAUCAUCUGUAAGAAACCCUACACAGAUCCUAUCUUGACCAAGUGUGGUCACUAUUUCUGUGAGUCCUGCGCCUUGAAUCGCUAUCGGAAGAAUCCAUCCUGUGCUGCUUGUGGCGCGGGAACUGGAGGUGUGUUUAAUGUUGCGAAGAAGCUCACUGCCUUGCUGGACAAGAAGCGGGAACGAGCUCGCAAACAACGUGAGGAGGCGCUUGCCAAUGGGGAAGAAGUUAGCGAUGAAGAGGAGGAAGAUAGCGAUUGA
Penicillium atrosanguineum is the source of this 1002-nucleotide messenger RNA. Its product is annotated as U2-type spliceosomal complex subunit CWC24. The record is from RefSeq and is a predicted model, not a curated record. NCBI's taxonomy places the organism in Eukaryota, Fungi, Ascomycota, Eurotiomycetes, Eurotiales, Aspergillaceae. Gene Ontology annotation, biological process: snoRNA splicing. Gene Ontology annotation, molecular function: metal ion binding. Bases 1 to 1002 code for a protein of 333 amino acids. The transcript is spliced from 2 exons. Gene Ontology annotation, cellular component: U2-type spliceosomal complex.